This is a messenger RNA of Parastagonospora nodorum SN15, 2482 nucleotides long. RefSeq lists its product as hypothetical. Bases 1 to 2460 code for a protein of 819 amino acids. Gene Ontology annotation, cellular component: mitochondrion. Gene Ontology annotation, biological process: translation. Gene Ontology annotation, molecular function: ribosomal large subunit binding. NCBI's taxonomy places the organism in Eukaryota, Fungi, Ascomycota, Dothideomycetes, Pleosporales, Phaeosphaeriaceae. The record is from RefSeq and is a predicted model, not a curated record. The transcript has 4 exons.
AUGCCAGCUGAAAACGGCCAAAUUGUCACCCGUUCCACCUCCGCAUCAGACAAGUCGCUAUUCAACCGCGACGAUGUUCUACAGUGCGACAACGAAACUCUCUACGACCGAACCGUAGUCUUCGCAACUCAACUCGCUAUCCUAGGCUACACCGACACGGCGUUACGCCUCGUCGGCAAGCUCAAUGUAUACGAUUGGUACCACCCUUAUCGAGCUCGACUCCGGCCUCUUUACAUCCUCUGGGACGUGAUUGGGCAAUGGCCCGAGGGCGAGUUGAAGCGCGUGAGAAGGGAUAUGGAAGAGGGUAGAGCACGCACCGCGAAAGAGAAGAUCGGUGAGGAGACGGGGAAGAGGCGCAGAUUAGAGGUCGACGACAGUCCCAUCAUAGACGCAGAUGUUGAGAAGUAUGUAGAUGAACAGUACCGGAGUUACGCAUCUUGUUGGUGGUAUCCUGAGCUGCCGUAUUUGUGCGGGGAGAAGGUGCCGCCGAGUCCGCAUGAUGUGAAUGUUGAACGCUCGGCGGAGGAGGUAAGAAACAGUAUGCGGAAAUUGAUUGGAGCGGUGCGUGGUGAGGAGGGAUAUCAGAGGGAAGAAGGGAAUGACGCGAAUCGAGUGAACCCUUCGACGGCGCUGGUGAGUGCUCUGGAAUUGAGGAUCAAGCUACGAGAGAUGGGCGAGCAGGAUGAUGAUGAUGAUGACAUGCCCAGCGAAGAAUAUAUCUUGAGUAUGAUUGCGAAAGACUUGAAUGGACAUGGUCAGAUAGAAGCUCUGAUGCAAUCACGACGAGCAUGGCAGUUACUCAAGAAUGGAGCACUCCUGAGGUUGCUGAGGCUGAACAAAUCGAAAAUCGACUGCUUUGCAUCGCAGCUCGAGGCUGCUGUGACUGAACGCAUGGACAAGGGAAAACAGCCACCUCCCACACGACCAAUCAAGGAGAUUCUCGAAGCUAUCAGCACAAAUACCCGCACGCACCCAGACUCCAUCGAAUUGCACGAAGAAAUGGACCAGCCCAUUCCUUCCACAAUCCUCCACCCCCCAGCCCCCGAGUCUUCCAUCUCAGCCACCGAGAAACGUCUCAACACGUCCCUCCCCGCAGACUACAAGUCCUACCUGCUUCUCUCAAACGGGAACGACGCGGCUUUUGGCGGCAUCAUCAACGAAGCCCCAUUGUGGAAGUGCGAAGACAUACGCUGGCUGCGCGACGACGAGGACUACUUCUCAGACCUGCACAUCGACAUUCCCGCAGACAUGUCCACAAUCGCAUACCAAGUGUCUGGCGACACGACCGACUGGCCAACGAUGGGGCGGAGCAUAGUUAUCGGGCAGGAAGAUGUGGAUACCACGUUCCUCAUCACGCCAGACACUGUCGCGCGGGUUAAACAAAAGGUGCGCGAGAUUUUGGACAGCAAGGUGAGCGAGGAGGUUAAGAUUAGUGUCAGGCGCGCCGUGCAAGAUUUUGCGGGGGGUAUGGAUGUGUGGGAGGGGCUGGAGUGGUGCGUUGUUGCGAUGAAGGACGAGACGAUGAGGACAUAUUGUAGCUUCGAGGGGUAUUUGAGAGCGGUGGAGGAGGGGGGGAGAGAGUUGGGAAAGGAUUGUUGGAAUGUGGAGAGUGGGGAGUUCUUUGGCCGUGCGAUUGACCUCGAGAAGCUCUCUUUUUGCCUCUUCAAGACCAAUUGGGUCCUCGUAUUGCAAUAUGUAGGCUACAAGUGUUCUUUCACACUCCGCCGCACCCCACCACCGCAAUGCCUCUCCCACGCCACGCGAUGCUUCUCCAUAAGCUCCACCCUCCACAAGAAAGCCGGCAAAGCCAACAAAUCCCACGCGCAAACCGACUCCUCCCCGCCCGUCACCAACCCCGGCCAACCCACAGCCACCGACGAAGCCUACGACGUCUCCAACCUCGAAGCGCAGAUCCUCAAAGCGAUUGAGAAACUCACACAUGAGCUGAGCCAACUACGUGGCGGCGGCAAGCUCAAUCCCGAAGUCGUCGAGAGCCUGAAAGUCCAGCUGGGCACGGCGGGACAUGGCAAGGAGACGGUGAAGCUGGGCGAUAUCGCGCAGGUUGUACCCAGGGGACGCAUGAUUAAUGUUGUUUGUGGGGAGGAAGACCACAUCAAGCCCAUAACCACCGCCAUCGCCUCCUCCCCUCACUCCCUCACGCCCCUCGCGCCCGACGCUUCCAACCCGCUGACAAUCCAAGUCCCGCUGCCCCCGCCGACAGGCGAGUCGCGCCAGGCGGCAGUCGACGCGGCGGUCAAGGCGGCGGAGAAGGCGGAUAAGAUGAUUCAGGUCGCGCGCCAGGAUCACAACAAGCGGCUGAGGAAGUUCGAGGUGAAUCGCGAUGUGCUCCCGGAUGAUUUGCAGAAGGCGAAGAAGAGGAUGGAGGAGGUGGUGAAGAAGGGGCACACGGAGAUUAAGAGGAUUAGUGAGGGGGCGAAGAAGGUGUUGCAAGAUCAGUAGAAAAUGCACUAUCCAUGUCCAA